AUGAAUCCGCAUCAGCAGCACGGGGUGCGAAUCAAAGAAGAGCAUGAUGAGCUCGGGAUUUGGCUACCAGUGAAGCAAGAGCGCUUUUCUGAGGAGCGCUUCCCCGCUGUCGUUCCCAAAGUCGAGCCAAUCGAUCACAACGACAUGAUCUCCACCCAGCGAAAGAUCAACAAGAAACCCAAACGAGUUAGACAGACAACGAAGGAUAAAAAUCGCAUCCAACGUCUCGAAACGGAGCUCAGACAGGCUCACGAAGAAUUCUCAGCACAGCGAAUGAAGGACAUUGAGAAAAACCUCAUCUUCACCCAAGCGGCUAUCACCACUCCAAAGAAGCCUGGCACUAUCAAGCACUUGUUACUGGAGAAUCUUCAACUGCAGAAGAGACUUGAGGAGAUGCAGCAAGAGGCCGAAACCACAAAGCGCAACGCUGAAGCGUACAACAACAGCAUCGAGCACAAGAAAGACGUGGAAGACCAGGAAGUGAUAAGGCAACUAUGGGUCAACGUUGCAGCUGAACAGGCUCGUAACAGAGAGUUGAAUCUUAGCCUACAGAAUCAGGGCAAGAAGCUGAAAGAGGAAGGAAGAAAAAGGAGGAAGGCUGAAGAGCGGUUGCGCGAGGCUGCGGAUCGGUUAUACCGCUUUACUGGUUUCGAGGAAUAUCCGUCUGAGGAGAGUGAAGAGGAGCUUGAGGAAGGAGAGAUACUUGAGGAUGCAGAGGUCGCGGAACGAGUCUUCAUCAAGGAUGAAGAGUUGAUGGAGGAUGAAUGA
Alternaria incomplexa is the source of this 768-nucleotide messenger RNA. RefSeq lists its product as uncharacterized. Lineage: Eukaryota; Fungi; Ascomycota; Dothideomycetes; Pleosporales; Pleosporaceae. The record is from RefSeq and is a predicted model, not a curated record. The coding region runs from base 1 to 768 and encodes 255 amino acids. The transcript has 2 exons.